UCACCGGGUCCCGGACAGAGAUUCCCCACCAGCACCCGGCGAUCGCCGUGUAAAGCUGACAGGGGAGAGACCUAAAAGGCAUGCUGCUUUGUAUUUCUCUCCACAGCAAAGAAAUACAAAGCAGCAUGUCUCCAUAGUAAAACACACACCGCACAUAAUGUUAAACAGCACACAGUUAACCCUUUGAUCACCCCAGAUGUUAACCCCUUCCUGCCCAGUGCCAUUAGUACAGUGUCAGUGCUUUUUAUUAGCACUGUUCACUGUAUUAGUGUCAUUGGGAUGUCAGUGGCAGUUAGUUCCCACCCAGUGUCAGAAUGCUCACCGCAGUCACACUAUA
Staurois parvus is the source of this 337-nucleotide messenger RNA. Lineage: Eukaryota; Metazoa; Chordata; Amphibia; Anura; Ranidae. The record is from the annotation of a GenBank genome assembly.